Molecule: messenger RNA, 1797 nt
Organism: Thlaspi arvense
Lineage: Eukaryota; Viridiplantae; Streptophyta; Magnoliopsida; Brassicales; Brassicaceae
Source: the annotation of a GenBank genome assembly
GAUGAAACCAACAACUAUUUGUAUGAUGAGUUAUGGAAGUUGUGUGGUGGAUCUUUGUUUGAUCUUCCAAAAAUUGGAGAAAACGUAUAUUACUUUCCUCAAGGGCAUAUAGAAUAUAUGACUUGGGUGAAAUACCACCAAUUUUUGAUAUUCCUUCAAAAAUUCGAUGCAAUGUUAUUGACAUUCAGUGUGGAGAAUGAUACAGAUGAUAUUUAUGCAAAAAUUAGCUUGUUGCCGGAUACAGCUAAAAUCUACUAUUUCACCAAAGUUUUAACUGCUUCAGAUGUAAAUCCACACGGGGGAUUUUCAAUAUUAAAAAGACAUGCCGAUGAAUGUCUUCCUCCGCUGGAUAUGUCUCAGCCAACACCGACUCAAGAAAUAGUUGCUAAAGAUCUUCACGAUUAUGAAUGGAGAUUUAAACAUACUUUUAGAGGUACACCAAAAAGACAUAUUUUUACAACUGGUUGGAGUGCAUUCGCAAGAGGAAAAAAAUUGGUCAUGGGAGACUCUUUUAUUUUGAACUUACUAUUUUCUUAUUCAAGAGGAGAGAAUGGGGAGUCACGAGUUGGAAUACGAAGAGCAGCGCAUCAACAAGACAAUAUACCUUCAUCGAUAAUUUCAAAACAGAGUAUGCACCAUGGAAUUAUUGUUUCUGCAAUGAAUGCUAUCAAUACCAAAUGCAUGUUCAAUGUGUUCUGUAAGCCAAGAUCAAGCCAAUUCAUCGUUAAUUUUGAAAAAUAUAUUGAAGCAAUGAAUAAAAAGUUUAAAGUAGAUUCGAAUUUUACUAUGCGGUUCGAAGAUGCUAAUUUUACUGAAAUAAGAUACACGGAGAAGAUCAUAAACAAUACAAAUUAUUCCUUUCAUUGGAGAGAUUCUGACUGGCGAAGCUUAGAAGUGAAAUGGGAUGUGGCUGCAUCAAUUCCAAGACCUGAUAAGGUUUCUCCAUGGGAAAUCGAGCCUUUGGCACCUUCAUCUAACAUUAUCCAAUCGCAUCUUAAGAAUAAACGAUCACGUCAUGUUGAUGAAAUUAAUAUGUUGAUUCCUACACUGACUCAAGGACAAGAAAUCGGACAAUCAAGCAUGAACUCUCCAAUGAGUAUUUCUCAGCUUAGUAAUCACCAUGCAACUAAUUAUUCCAAGAUUUCGUCUAGUUGGCCAAUGAACUACUCAGUUCCUAGCAUAUCUAAGCCGGACAGUAACGACCAAAUGGUUAUGUCUGCGAAUGAAAAUAUAACCAUUGAUGCAACAAGUGGUUACAAAUUGUUUGGAGUUGAUCUCACGACUCCAACAGAAACAAAAGAUCUUAUAGAACAAAUUGACUUAUACCAAAAAGUAAAAAUUUCCAAAAUCUCCGAAGAAGAAAAGAUUGAACAAAUCCAAACUCUGACAUCUUCAAAAGAUAUCCAAAGCCAGCAAAUCAAUUCUACUAGAAGUCAUAUCAAGGUUCAAAUACAAGGUGUAGCUAUAGGAAGAGCUGUGGAUUUAACUGUUCUUGAUGGAUAUAACCAGUUAAUCGAUGAACUAGAAAAACUUUUUGAUCUCAAAGACGAGCUGCGUAUGGGCAAUCAAUGGGAAAUAGUUUUUGCAGAUGAUGAAGGAGAUAUGAUGCUUGUUGGAGAUGAUCCAUGGAUCGAGUUUUGCAAUGUUGUGAAGAAAAUAUUCAUACUCUCAAAAAAUGAAGUCAAGAUAAUGGGAUCUAAGAACAAAUUCUCUGAAGGUGGCUCAACAUCAACAACAACAACUUCAACAUGUCUUGACUUAUCACCAAACGCCAAAAUAAAUCACAACUUCUUAAAU